AUGUCGCUCGGACACCACCACGCCUGGUUGCCACCAGGACAUCUUCGGCCUCCCGAUGAUCAUCACGAUUCGCGGUCAAUCAAUGGCUACUCGAAAUCAUUUUCCGGCCCCAGGACGCCCCAAAUGCGCGCCUCGGUCGACGCUGAUGGGUCUCACGCGGGUAAUCUGAUAUCGGAGGCUGAUAUGGCAGCCGAGGAAGACCCACGCAUUGCCAUAUUUCGCGAUCUAUACAGACGCAGUGAGGCGAAAAUAAAUAACUUAUUUGCUGGACAGGAAAUUGCGGAGGACCUCGUCGGCGCCGCCGUCGCGGACGCUGAUGAGCCCGACACCAAGAAUGAGCGCGCUGACGAACCUGCACCUCCUCCGGUACCCGCUAAGAAACCCGCGAGGAAGCUGGAUGAUGAUGACUACGAUGACUAUGACGAUGACGAUGAUGGAGAUGCUCCAUCACCACCAAAGCCCAAACCUCUCACCCCUUCCCAGGAAUCUAGUGCUCCUCCUCCCUUAAGUCGCUAUACGAGCGGUACGACAUCAGCAGGCGGCGAUGUUUCGAAAGAAACGAAGAAAGAGUCGUUAGAAGAUAUUCGGAAGAAGUUGGAGGAAGACAAGAAGGCAACCGAGGAAGCUGCGAAGAGAAGCUUCCAUACCAUCUUCUAUACACUAGAAAAUGACCGAGAUGCUAUGCUGGAUCAACAACGCCUAGAAGAGUCUGAACGGCAAGUUGAAGCUGAAAUGUCAAGCCAAGCCAAUGCUGGUAACAAUGCGACUUCAGCUUCAAACGGUUACGGCUCGCUGAGCAACGCUAACCUUGGCGCGUCGAGUCUAACGUUGAAGAAUCUUAUCGCGAGAAUCGACAUGAAGCGGACAAUGGUGCAAGCCUCUGAUGCAGAGCUUCGGAGCUUGAUGAGCGAGGUUCGGAAGAAUCGCAGCAAAUGGGCCAGUGAGGAUAAAAUUGGCCAGGAAGAGCUAUACGAAGCUGCGGAGAAAGUCCUCAGCGAACUCAAAGCCAUGACGGAGCAUUCGAGUGCCUUUCUGACUCGUGUGAAUAAACGUGAUGCGCCGGAUUAUUACACAAUCAUCAAGCAUCCCAUGGACCUGGGAACAAUGACUAAGAAGCUGAAAGCGCUGCAAUAUAAGUCAAAGCAGGAGUUUGUUGAUGACAUCAACCUGAUCUGGUCCAACUGUUUCAAAUAUAACACAAAUCCGGAACAUUUUCUGCGCAAGCAUGCCUUGUACAUGAAAAAGGAGACGGAGAAGCUUGUUCCUCUUAUUCCAGAGAUUGUAAUCAGAGAUCGUGCUGAAGUUGAAGCAGAGGAGCGUAGACUUCAGCUCGCGGAGCUUGACGGUGCAGAAGAGAGUGACGAUGAGCCUAUCAUGUCGUCCAGAGGUAGGAAAGCUCCUGGUAAAUCAUCCAAGAAAGGUGCUGCUCCAGCUCGAAAUACUCCUAGUGGAUCUGAGCCUCCUGCAGGUGCAUCUUCGCAGCCAUCAGCACCUGCACGCGCGGACUCCGAUGUUCCUGCCGAUGGCACCCAAAACGGUUUCGCGACACCACCACCCGGGACACAGACUCCUUCAGACCCUGCUGGUGCCGCGGCUGGCGUCUCUGGGAGCCAUGGUGAUUCUAUGGAAAUUGAUGGAUUGGCGCCAUCGACUCUUGCACUUAGUGCUUUAUCAGCGCCGGGCGCGGAAGCUGAGGAUCCUGAGUACAAGGUGUGGAAGCAAGUCACGAAAAAAGACAGGGCUCUUAUUGCUGCAGAAAGGCAUCGCUUGUUCAAAGGCGACAAGCUAAACUCGGACGAACCGGCUUUACUGCGCACCAAAGCUGGUAUGCGAAGGUGGCUGAGGAAUCAAAAACAGGUUAAUGCGGAAGGUGAUAAGUCCAACGAGUCAAGUGCUCAAGCCAUGGAGCCUGGUCCGGCUGGUGGAUCUCUUGCCGAAGGUAUUGAGGUCGAAGAGGAUAAAGUGAUCCCUGAUUAUUACGAUGUUAUGUCAGGCGUUCCUGAUCUGCCUGGACAACUGCUCUGGAGGGAAGACUCUGAUGGCAACAUCGUGGAUGCUUCCGAGGAGUUUCUAAGGAUCCUACCAAAAGGAACAUUCACCCAGCCGGAAAGCAAACUUUCCCGUAAGAUGGAUGCGAAUAUGCGGCAAAUGCAAGAGACUCGAAAGAUUUGCUCCAAAAUUGGCAUUGUCAAGCAGAUGCAGUUGCAAUCUCAGAUGUACCAGAACCAGUUCCAGAAAUAUCAGCCGGAACCAUUUGUCGAGCACGAUGUUCCGCCUCAUGUAAUGAAUGAUGAAGGGCCUGUCGUGUCUCCAUGGGUUUGCAAGGCAGCUUUGCAGCGCUCCGUUGCAAAGAUUUUCUAUCAUACUGGAUUUGAGGAGUACCAGCCGUCAGCUCUUGACGCUGUCACUGAUAUCGCUUCUGAUUUCUUUCAGAAGAUAGGGGAAACCUUCAAGUCUUAUAUUGAGGCACCCAAAGUUCCUACCAGCGAUCCAACGGACAUUGUGUCUUCAAGCAAUCAGUGGAAAAAGGCAUACACCGAACCGGAAAUUGUGCUUCACACACUGAACUCUGUCGGCAUUGGUGUUGAGGAUAUUGAGUCUUAUAUCAAAGACGACGUUGAAAGACUUGGGACGAAGCUAGCGACCGUCCAUGACCGUUUGAGGUCUUUGCUUUCUGAGCUUCUGCGGCCUGCCCUUGCCGAUGGAGGUGAAGAUGGUUCCAGUGCGUUUGCAGAUGGUAGUGAACAGUUCGUUGGCGGUGACUUCGCUGAGGACAUUGACGAAGAUUUCUUCGGGUUCAAGGAGCUUGGUCUGGAUAAGGAAUUUGGCUUGGCUACUCUUAGCGUCCCGCUUCACCUCCUCCAGAAUAGGAUGUACAACGCUGCUCAGUCCCAGAAUACAAGUUCUACCCAAACCGUAACCCUCUUUCCGCCGCCCCCUCCGUACCCACGGAUCACAUCGGAGACGUUACCAUCGCAAAUUGGAUUGGUCCAAGCAUUUUUCGGUGCCAAGUUACAAGCGAGCAAUAACGAGGGCCUGGUUGAGGAUCUUGAACUACCACCGAAACAAAGGCCAAUGGCUGCUAAACCUCGUCUUCCAGCCUCUGGCAAGAUCCUGCCACCUUCUGCCCCGGCCGGGCCGACUUCCAGCCCCCAAAAGCGGCCACUCCCUCCGACAGCUCCUAGUCAGCAACCAAACGCUAUCAAGCCUGGGCCGUCAGAACCCAGCAAGAAGAAGGUCAAGAAGAACAGUGGCAUGGCUCUGGAAAUCCCUGGAUCAAUUGCCGACGGGGACGAAGCUGCAGCGAACCUGGAUGGCACUAAGACUACCGAUGACCCAACAUCGACAAAUAUGGAUUCCAAGGACUCUGCUGCCGAGGUCUCGGGGGGGCCCGUGACCAAGGAUACUGCCAUGCCAGACGUUACCGCUGCUGGUGAAGGCGCUGGUUCUAUUGGUGAUGCCACCGGCGAUCCAAACAAAAGUAACGACAGCACGGCUCCUUUGACAAACGGUACAGCGGGCGUUACAUCAUGA
Molecule: messenger RNA, 3534 nt
Organism: Aspergillus oryzae RIB40
Lineage: Eukaryota; Fungi; Ascomycota; Eurotiomycetes; Eurotiales; Aspergillaceae
Product: SAGA histone acetyltransferase complex subunit SPT7
Exons: 4
Coding region: 1-3534 (1177 amino acids)
Biological process (GO): regulation of transcription by RNA polymerase II
Cellular component (GO): SLIK (SAGA-like) complex; SAGA complex
Molecular function (GO): structural molecule activity; protein heterodimerization activity
Source: RefSeq, a predicted model, not a curated record